AUGUCAACACCAUCCAAGGCCCCCGGAAGCCGAGCACCCGGAUCUGCGGUUCCCCUAGGCAGCCGCGCUCCAGGGGCUACAAUGGCACCACCGGGAUCGGCAGUCCCGGGAAGCCGGGCUGCCGGAUCGGCCGUGCCACUGGGAAGUCGGGCCCCCGGAUCCGUGAACCCAGGCUUCGCGGCGCCGGGUAGCCGAGCCCCAGGACCGUCCAGCGUGCCGCUUCCUGCCAGCACUUUCCCCGGUCUGUCAACUGCCGACAUGGCACAGCAGCCGCUCAGCUCCUACGUCAGGACAUCGUCGACGGCGGGCACCUAUGUGAGGACAUCGCCAUCGGCAGGCGCCUUCGGAACCACGAUGCCGUCCGCAACACCAAUGAGGGUCGUCAACGCCUUGUCCGUGAUCCCCGAGACAGGCGCCACGACGUCUAGCAUGUUCUUGCAGACCCAGGCCACCGGCGCUAGUAGACUUCCCGCAGCGGGGAUAGCAGGGAGCAGGGCGCCGGGGAGCGUCAGCGCGCUCUCGGGCAAGCCCAUGCCGUCUAUGGUGCCGACGCCGGGCGGAGGGUACAUGGCGUCGGCGUGGACCAAGCCCGAGGACCUGGAGGCGGCGGCGGAGCACCUGCAGUAUCAGAACGCCAGCGCCGAGCGGAAGAAGUAUCUGGACAUCUGGGCCAUGCAGAAGGCCAGCGAGCUGGCGCCGUGCCCGGCGGGCUACAGAUGGCGCCGCCAUCCCUCUCACCCGGGCUACUUGUGCGCCGGUGGUGCGCACUACAUCCCCGAUGUCAUGGUGGUCGAAGGCUUGCCUGGUGUGUACACCGUGAGUCGACCACCGAAAAAGUUGAUUGAGGAUAUGACCCCCCACAAGAAGGAGAAUAUCCCCAACAGUUAUUUCGGCCCCGUGCGUCCCGAAGGUACUGACAUGAAUGGAAAAUAUAUCUAUCCAUUCUGGGCGUAG
Molecule: messenger RNA, 954 nt
Organism: Neoarthrinium moseri
Lineage: Eukaryota; Fungi; Ascomycota; Sordariomycetes; Amphisphaeriales; Apiosporaceae
Exons: 2
Coding region: 1-954 (317 amino acids)
Source: RefSeq, a predicted model, not a curated record